Molecule: messenger RNA, 902 nt
Organism: Cotesia glomerata
Lineage: Eukaryota; Metazoa; Arthropoda; Insecta; Hymenoptera; Braconidae
Product: cilia- and flagella-associated protein 97-like
Exons: 2
Coding region: 198-797 (199 amino acids)
Biological process (GO): spermatogenesis
Source: RefSeq, a predicted model, not a curated record
GAUUUUUUUCUUUGACUGUACUUGACAUACAUACUUACUUACACACAUGCUUACAACAUACUAUCAUACAACCGUAACUAUGGCAACCUAAAACACAAACAAAAAAUCAAACCACGUUUUUUCCCGUAAUCAGUCCAUGUCAUCUAAAAAUAAUUAUUCCAAUUAUUCACCCUACAUAAAAAUACUGUCAACCAAUUAUGACCUCUUACGACCCCGGUGAAGAAAUAAAACCCGAAAAUGUAUUAAAAAAUUCCGAUAGUGAUUGUGAUUAUUCAUAUAGUGACGAGUUUGAUUCUGACAGCAAUUCAGACGUCACAAAUGUCACGCGAAGAUCAUCAUCAUCAUCAUCAACUUUAUCAACUUCUUCGAAGUUCCGAACAAAGACAAUCAGCCCCAGUGAAAUGAGACUAGACCUUCCGGAAGAUGAAGAAUCGCUCGCUAACCUCAAAAGGGAGGAUAAUUACUCUUCGCUGUCGAUGACCUCUAGUGAGCGCGUGAGGAUUGCUAGGAGGUUUAACGACCGUGAUAUGCACUCAAGGUAUCCCAGGAAGAAUAUGAGCUUCACUAAUAUGCAGGUUAUGAAGAUCGAGAGGGACAAUCAGUGCUUGCUGAACAAGAUCAUGGCCAAUCAUAAGCCGAUCUCGGACAACAAGAGCUUGGGGUUCGCUAAUAGGCUCAGUAGCUCGGCGAUCAAUAGGAGGAAAUUGCAGAGGAAAAUCGAGGAGGAAAAUAUGAUGAUGCUGAGGAAGAUUCAAAGUGCGAAACCUCGGGUGCUGACCGGGUCGAGAAAAUAUUGAGUUUAGGAGUAUUUUUUAAGAAGAAAUGACUUUUUAUGAGGUUAUUUGGGAACAAAUUAGAUAUAUUUGUACAAGUUUUUAUAAUAAAGUGUUUUAGGUAAUUUU